AUGGCAGACAAUGAGUCGUCAGGAGGUGACCAAGGGCGUCCUAAUCCACCGCCUUCCAAGAAGCGCGCCACCUUAAAAUUGUCGGACCUAUGGGGCUCUGGUGGAAAGCCUGCAAGCCAACCUGUUCCCACAAAGAAAGUAGAUGAUAAGCCUUGCAAAGAAGUCCUGCCACAUUAUGUUUCACCGACGUACUUCGGCACCUUCCACAUCUAUAACGCGGGCAGCUGCUUCACCAGGGCCCCCAUAUUUAAGCAGCUUACCAUACAAACGAUAUGCAGUGCCUUCUCCUCUGCUGUCCCCUCUGCUCUCCCUUGCCCUUCCCUCCGUCCUUUGUUUUUGUAUGUGUGUGCCCUCUGCCCGUGUGCUCAUGUGUUCACGGACAUACGUGUGUAUGUAUCAUGGCUCAUAACAUCUAGGGACACCUGGGAAUUGAACCCAGACCCACAAGAAGAGACUGUAGCCACCGUUCCAGGUGGGGCUGGUGGUGGGUUGGGCGCCAUCAGGUCCUCCCCGCCGGCCGGUGCUGCUAAGACGGGUGCUGCUGUUUUAGAAACAGUAGUGAUGAAUGCCCUAGAGAAGGUCUCUGAGAAGCGCCGCCGGGACGACCGGGCCGCUUUGGAGCAAGCAGAUGAGCUUCACGCGGAUUUUAUGGCUAGUGAGCAGAAGGUGCCGAGAGACGUAAUCGGUCACCGCCUGCAAGCCUUCGCAGGCUUUCAUCUCGGCCUUCAGCUCAUUCGCAGCUACCUCGAUGCCGGCUGCUAUGAGAAGGCCACUGAGUGGACAGACCGCCUCCAGCUUCACGCCGAGAUCGGUAUGGAGGUGACACACCAGCUAGCCUCGGAGCCCCGCAUAGGUCUGACAGCCGCGGAUCACUGUUUUAAUAACAUCAUCGGCACACGGAUUCCAAAAGUCAUGGCGGCAGUCAUGGUGGCAGCCAUUCUCAUGGUGCUGGAGGCUCCGGCGGCGGAGGCAGUGGUGGCGGAUCGCGCGGCAGCAACCACAGGGGUGGCGGCCAGCAUGGAGGUCAUGAGUACAGCGGAGGCCGUGAUGCAGAGCGCUUUGAUUGCAGUGAUUGCAAUGGCAAUAGCCGCAAGGAAGGCCGCAGCUGCAAGUAGUGGUUUUCAGGCUCUGUCAAACCUGGACCCCGCACCCGUUCCGGCAAGUCUGGCCACGCAUUGGAAACAACCAGCCCGCCUCACGGUGGCGCCAGAAGGUGUGAAGGUUGAGGCCCCGGGUGAAUUCUGGAAGGAUAAAGGGGAGUUUUCUAGUCCUACUUUCGACAACACCUCGGGAUCUCGGUCGUCUCCAGUAGCGGGUCCGCCUUCCGUGCCGCACCAGAUGAGGGGACGCCUCUCGGGCAAGAAAGGCGCUUGGAAGGCUUGGGUUGUGAACGCGCUGGUCAUCUCGUGGAUCACGUCGGGUUUCCCACUCCGUUGGGUCUCCAGCCCUCCCCCCCAGCACUCCGGCCGCAAUCACGCGUCGGCAACUGCCAACGCCGCGUUCGUGGACAAAGCCGUAGCAGAUCUGGUGGUGUCGGGCACGGCCCACUUAGAUGCCCGGGCUGAGGCUCUUUUGGGCGCUCUUGGCACGGAGGCGGACGCGGAGCUCUCCACCUUGGCGACGCAGUUUGCCCAAGUGGCCGGUCAGACACUCGCCCCGCGGACGUCCAAUGACUACGCACGGUCUUGGGAACCCUUCCGCGAGUGGUGGAUGGCCAGGCGACUGCCCGGAAGCAUCUAUGACACCCCGGGUGAGGCGGUGGCGCUCAAUCUGCUCUCCCUGCUGAACUCGUCCAAGGAAGAUAAGGUGGGGCCUGGACGGGUUCGUACAGCGAGUGCAGCAAUCAGCUCCUACUUCCGCCUAGCCAGCAGAGCGCCCCCUACAGAGCACCCUGCCUGCAGCAUCGUUCGCGACCUCGCCGAAAAGCAACUCCAAGGCCGUAAGCUGGAGCACGACGCCCUGGAGCCGGCGGACGUCACGGUGCUGGCCCGGCUGGUCAGUGGGCCGGAGCCGCCCCUUGACCAGCUGAUGACCGUUACGGCCGUCGUGGUCAUGUUCGCGGGGUUCUUUCGGUUCGACGAUGCUGCGGAAAUCAGCAUUCACGAGGACCUUCUGGUUAUCACGGCAACUGGGAUGGAUGUCUUCAUCCCUCGAUCCAAGACCGAUCAGCAGAGACAGGGUCACUGGGUUCCCAUCGCCCGUGUCGGCGGUGCCACUUGCCCCAUGGGCCUGACGGAGCGCCUCCUCACCCUAGGAGGGUACAAACGCCGCCCAGACACGCCGGACGAGGACGUCGGGCCCCUUUUGCGACCGGUCCAGUGGAACAGGGCCGGGGGGUACUUGUCAGGCCCCCUAACAGGCACGGUGGCCCAGCCGAUCCACUCCCUGUCGUACCCUGCCUUCUGCCACCGGCUCAACAAGACCCUGCAGGCGGCGGGGAUCACCCGCCGCAUCACUGCGCAUUCCAUGCGCAUAGGAGGAAAUAGCACUGCCGCCGACCGCGGUGUGCCUGCGGACCUGCGCAAGGUGCACGGCCGGUGGUGCAGCGACGCCAUGGUGCAGCACUACACGCGGCGCGAUGGGGAGGCGAAACUCUCCGUCUCCCGCAGCCUGGGCCUCGCCAACCUGUAUCGUAACUCUUCUCUGGAAGGCACAGAUCAGCAUGGACACCAUUCACCAAGCUCACGGGGUGUCCACCAGGACGACCCCAUGGACAUAACAGCUGCAAUCUACACGCCCACACCACACCACACCAAGCUGCCGCUCCCAAGCGGCAUCAAAACCAUCGGGGUCCCCCACAACUUGCGCUUACAGUGCAUGGGAGCUACCUACAGCCGCAAGCCGCCCCGCCUGCCCGCUUGCUCUCCCGCUCCUCGACGUCCUCCAUCUCUGAGGAUCGACGAUCCCGCAGCCGUCACCACCACGACGACAACCGCAACCAUCACGGUCGCUCCCCAUACCGCCACCGCGAGAGGCCCCACGGGCGCCGCACCAAGUAUCACAGCGUUAACGACACGAAAUCCCCUGCCCGCUCCCGCUCCCCAGGCCACCGCUAAACCGGCCCCUAGGCUGUCGUCGGCAGAUCCGUGCUAUCCCACCACCGGUGUAACACUCUGUGAAGCGGCCUACUUCACGCAUCCUCGGAGUGCGCCGUCCAGCACCUCUGCAGCCGUCGCCGCCGCCGCUGCCGGUCCGGAUAGCAGCAGCGGAGGCGGAGGCGCGCUUCAGCAACCCAACCUGAUUGUUGUCCGUACAAACCGUUUGGAGGUGCACAGCCUCAGGUCGUCAGCGGUAGCAACAAAUGCCGCCGCCGCGACCGCUACUGCCGCUGCCACGGCCUCAGCUGCGGUUGGCAGUGGCGGCGCACGUCUUGAGCUGGUUGUGUCGUACCACCUUCACGGGGUAGUGGAGAGCCUGGCGGUGCUGAGCGGAGGCAGCUCCAGCAGGAGGGACGCGCUGCUGCUGGCGUUCAGGGAAGGCAAGUUGUCGGUGGUGGAGUGGAAUCCCAGGACGCACUCCCUCCGGACCUCCUCCCUUCACUACUUCGAGGGCGACCCGGGGGUGCAGCGCGAGGGGCGGAUCGCAGUGCCGCUGCCACCUAGGGUGGUGACCGACCCGGCGGGUCGCUGUGCGGCCAUGUCGUUCUGCUUCUCACAGCUGGCGCUGCUGCCGGCGCUGGAGGUAAAAGCGGGCGCGUGGCAGUGUGUGGAUGAUGGGGGUGUGAUGGGGGUGGGUAGGGGGGAGCGGGAGCGUAUCGGUGGCGUCCAUAUAAACGAGCGCCGAGCUAAACGAGAGCGCAAUGCUGGCAAGCCGGCGGAACGAGAGCAGCAGCCAGAGCGGGUUCAGGCGGAUCCCCUGAUGGAUUUGGGGCCUAAUGGCGGCGGGGGAGGCGGUGGAGGCGGUGGCGGGGUUGCCACGCUGGGUAACGGCUACCUGCUGAACCUGAACAAGAUGAUGGGAAUACGGGAGGUCCGGGACUGUGUUUUCCUGCACGGCUACACGGAGCCGGUGCUGCUGCUACUGCACGAGCCGGACCCUACAUGGGUCGGCAUGCUGCGGGAGCGCAAGGACACGUGUUGUCUGGCAGCCAUCUCCAUCUCUCUGCGCCUCAAGCGGCACACCAUUCUGUGGAAGCUGGCCUCGCUCCCUUACGACUGUUUCAAGCUGUUGGCAGUGCCGUACAGGCCUGCCGUACUGGUCAUCAGCCCCAACCUGCUGCUGCUCUGCUCGCAGGCCUCCCAGCACGCCGCUGCGCUCAACUCCAACGCCCUCCCUGGAGAAGUCCCCCCUCCGCUGAUCCUGGAUCCGAGCAGGGAGCCACCCGCCGCCACGGCUGCGAGAUUGGCGGCCCAGUAUGCCCUCAACGUGCAUCCGGACUGCGCCCCCGCCGCUGGCCGUAACGCCACUCUCAUGGCGGAUCUGGAGGUGGUGGCGGCGGGUUUGCAGUCCGGCACCUUGCUGGCCGUACAUCUGCAGUUCGAAGGACCUGCGGAUCAGCGCAUCACGGUCGUACGCACCGGGGGAGGGCCCAUUGCAUCGGCCAUGGUCGGCAUAACGAUGGCGGCGGCGUCACGCACAGCUGCCGCAACCGGCGUCGCCGUCGGCGGCGGUGGCGCCGCCGCCGCGAUGGCCCAGCCGUACGUGUCGUACAGGGGCCCUAAGGGUUUCAUGUUUUUGGGCUCUUGGUCGGGUGAUUCGGUGCUCAUGCAGCUUCGACCCAAGAAGCCGGCGGCGGCAGCAGAGCAAGAAGACGGCGCCGGCGGUUCUUCGAAGGACCUCAAGCGGAAUCGCGGUCAGGCGGGUGACGGCGACGGCGACGGUGACGGCGUUGCGACCACCGCCACGAACCGAAGCGCGGCUGUGGCGGCCGCGGCGGCGGCGUUUGCUGCUACGGCGGCUGCAGCCGACGCCGCUGGUGCUGCCCCUCGCUACAACCUUCGCCUGCUGGACUCCUUGCCUUCUAUGGGUCCCGUCCGCGAUCUGCUCUUCGCGGACACGUCAGUUUCGUCGUACACGGCUAGCAGCGGGGGCGGCCCCGAAACCAGUCGAGGCGGUCCCACCUGCUUCGCGUGUGUAGGACAGUCGAGGGCGCAAACCAGGCAAACAGCAUCACUGAACAUUAUAAUUCAGCACGAGGGCCAGACGGGCGCUAUUGUGAUGGCUCGUCAGGGCCUUAUCCCGGAUGUGCUGACGGAGGUGAACUUGCCGUCCGUCGCCGGCGUCUUUGCCGUAUACCACCGUACGGAAGACGAUGGUGACGUGGCGGUCGCGUUCAAUCCCGUCGAUGGUGCUGAUGGCGCCGCCCCUGCUGCCCCUGAUGACGACAACGAUGACGGCGAGGCGGAUGGUGGCCGGCGGGCAACGGUUGAGCUGACGCCGGAACCGCCGGAGGUCGACGUCACCGCUGGCGAUGUGGAGAUGCCGGAGGCGGGAGGCGUCAAGACCGAACCUGCACCCCCUCACAACAACAAUGCCGAGCCGGGUCCCAUCGCAAUCGCACCCGCUACCGAAGCAGACUUGCCGGCGUCGCCGAAAAAAGCUAGAGAUGUCGUAGGCGGCGGUGGUGGUGGUCGUAAUGACGGAGCCGCCGCUCGGCGCCAGGCGCCUCCGUCGUCGCUGGUGGCGGGGGAGCCACCACCGCCGCAACGACCCACGGGUCCGCCCUUCCACGCAUAUCUUCUCAUUACGAUGGGACGCGUGAGGACGAUGGUACUGCGAUGUACGGACGGGCUGGAUGACGUCACUAACAGCCCCGAAUGCGAGUUCCUCGUGAAUCAACCCACGUUGGCUGCAGGCAACCUCUUUCACAAUGCAGUUAUCGUACAGGCAUGUCCCAUGGGUCUGCGUGUGUUGGAGGGCAUGACCCUGGUGCAGGAGCUGCGUGUCAGCGACUUUCAGGCGAGUCGGCCAAAGACAGCGCAGUAUUCUUUUUGCUGUCGUACAAAGCAUCCCAUUGCCCAUCGCGCUAUGGGCCCUAUUCCUCAGGCUGCUGAUCCGUACGUAUUGGUGGGGCUGAGCGAUGGUACUGCCGUACUGUUGGAGGGUGAUCCGCUGUCUUUAACUCUGGGAGUGGCGACGGCGGCAGCGGAGCAGCUCAUGGCCGUGCCGGCGAGAAGUCGGCAGCAGCGGCUGGCGGCGGCAUGCCUACAUAGAGAUGAAACGAGUUGGAUGGCGAGCGCAACGGCAGCAGAGGCCGCCAGCAGCGGCAGUAGCUUCAGCAUUUUCUUAUGGAUCUGCCGCCUUUCAGGUCGGCUUGAGUGCUACAGCUUGCCAUCCAUGCGCCUCGUGUUUCAUAGCUCCGGGCUGGCAGCGGCGGAAGAGGUGCUGCGGAUGGGCCCUGCAGUCAUGUACGACGUGUACGACCUGUUUGGCGGCGGCGGCGGUGGCGCGGAGGCAGAGCUGGAUGGCGGCGGCGGUAGCGGCAUUAUGGAGGACCCAGUUGUAGAGCUCCGAGUGGAAUCGUUCCUGGGCGGCGGCUCCCCGGCAGUCCCCGACUGUGAACGCCCCGUGCUGCUGGUCAUGGCGGCCUCGGGGAACCUCGUGGCCUACCAGAUCGCCCUUCGUCGCCUGCCGCUGGACUCGCUAUCUCACGAGGCACCCGCGGCCAUGGGAGCCGCUGCCGGCAGUAGCGGCGGCGGAGGCGGCAUUGGCGGCGGUGCGGCGCUGGGCCCCCGUAUGGCGCGCUUCGACCACCUGGCGUAUACAGAUCCGUCCUCGAAGUCACACAGUCGCACAGACAUCCGCAAAUACCCGGUUGCGUCCCAGGGUACUUCGUACAGUGGUGUGUUCGUGGCGGGAUCCCGACCUCUGUGGCUGGUUGCCUCCAGGGGGGGGUUGGUGCCUCACCCCAUGUUCGCGGAGGGAGCGGUGGCGGCCAUGACGCCGUUUCAUAACGCCAACUGCCCACUGGGUUUCAUCAGCGCUUGCAGCUCCCGGGGUCUGCUCAAGGUGUGUCAGCUGCCGCCCCACACCCGCCUGGACACACCCUGGGUCACCCGCCGAGUGCCGCUACGAGUAACGCCACACAAACUGGCGUGGUUCAGGGACGCGGGGCUGAUGGCGGCCAUCACUUCGCGAGUGGUGGUGAGCAGGCCACGUCCCCCGGAGGAGCCCGGGGGGGACGCCCACGCGGCCGCCGCGUACGCCGCUGCCGCCGCCGCCGCCGCGGGUCGGGGUCGUGAGGAGGCCUGGGAGCUGCGACUGCUGGAACCCAACGGGUGCGGCCGGCUGUGGCUGUCUCCGCUGCUGCCCCCGGGGGAACAGGCACUGUGCCUCAAAGUGAUUUACCUGCAGAACGCAACCACGGGAGACACGGAUGCACUCCUGGCUGUGGGCACUGGCAGUCCCAUGGGUCAGUUGGGGGGAGGGAACUGGAGGUUUCGGUUGCCGAGGGGGCGAGUGGCGGGCAGUGGCGGACUUGUAGUGCACCGUCAGUGUGAGAGGGAAGGUGCAGGAAGAGGGUGUCGGGGCGAGAGGCCGCCAGGUGAGGACUAUCCCUGCCUGGGCCGCAUCCUGCUGUACACCAUUUCCGCGGAGGUGGUGGACCUAGGGGGGGGCAACCUCACUCGCAGAUGGAGUGCCGUACUGGUGGCCACCCGGGAUAUGGCGUCAGCGGUGACCAGCGUUCAAGAGUUCAAGUCCCAGCUGUUGGUCACGUGCGGCAGCCGCAUCGAGAUGUACGAGUGGCGAGGGCCGGCGGCGGGAGCGAGUGGCGGUGGCGGUGGCGGGCCUGGAGGGCGGCUGGAGAAGCGUGCCUUUUUCGACCUGCCCAGCCUGGUAACGAGCCUGGUGGCGGUCAAGGACUACCUGUUGGCGGCGGAUGCGAGCCAGGGGCUGUACUUUGUCAGAUACUCGGACUCCGCCCGCGUGUUGGAGUUCAUGUCCAAGGACUUCGACCACCGGGACGUCCUGACUGCGGGUGUGGUCAUCAACGAACCCAAGCUGGCGUUCCUGGCAGCGGACGCGGCGGGGAACCUGGCGCUGAGCGAGUUCUACGGCAGCCGCAAUACCAACCCUGAGUUCUGGGCGGGUCAGCGAUUAGCUCCCUUGGGGCUUAUGCACGUGGCUCGCCGCCUCAGCUGCUGUGUGUCCAUCAAGAUGCCUACAAGCGAUGGAAAGAACAGACACGCGCUGCUCUGCGGUGCAGCGGAAGGCGGCCUGUCGUACAUCGCGCCCGUGCCUGAUGCGGAGAUGACGCAGCGGCUGCUGGCGCUCCAGAACCACAUGUCCCGCAGAUUACCACAUGUGGCCGGACUCAACCCGAGAGCAUUCCGACAUCGCUUCUGCCGUAUUCCGAAGUCGCUAGGCGGUGGCCAGUCCCACCACGCUCCUCCGGCCCCGGCAUCCAACGGCCUCCUGGAUGGUCAGCUGCUGCUGGGCUUCCCGCUGCUGAGCCGGCAGCACCAGGGCCAAGCAGCGGAGGCACUGGGGGUGACCGUCAGGCAGAUUAUGUCGGACCUGCGGGCCAUUAUCACGGCGGCUACGUUGUGUUGA
This is a messenger RNA of Volvox carteri f. nagariensis, 8493 nucleotides long. RefSeq lists its product as uncharacterized. Gene Ontology annotation, cellular component: nucleus. Gene Ontology annotation, molecular function: DNA binding; protein binding. Bases 1 to 8493 code for a protein of 2830 amino acids. Lineage: Eukaryota; Viridiplantae; Chlorophyta; Chlorophyceae; Chlamydomonadales; Volvocaceae. The record is from RefSeq and is a predicted model, not a curated record. Gene Ontology annotation, biological process: DNA integration; DNA recombination. The transcript is spliced from 42 exons.